Nannizzia gypsea CBS 118893 is the source of this 354-nucleotide messenger RNA. RefSeq names its product NADH:ubiquinone oxidoreductase 14kD subunit. The coding region runs from base 1 to 354 and encodes 117 amino acids. The record is from RefSeq and is a predicted model, not a curated record. The transcript has 4 exons. NCBI's taxonomy places the organism in Eukaryota, Fungi, Ascomycota, Eurotiomycetes, Onygenales, Arthrodermataceae.
AUGCCUCAGGAUAUGCCCCCUACUGGGGGAUAUCGCCCCGUCCAGUACAAGCGCAACGUACCUGUUCGAGGGUUCCGCCCCGUCUACUAUCUUAUUGGAAUGCAUGCUAUUAUGGCAUAUGGCCUGUAUAAGCUUUUCAUUGGUACCCGUGAACGAAACGAACUUGCCCGGGAGAAGAUCUGGUCUCGAAUCCACCUUAUUCCACUCCUUCAAGCCGAGGAGGACCGAGAUCAAGCGAGACGGUACUUCGCAGACAAGGCAAGAGAGAAGGAGUUGCUUGGAACCGACACCAAAAUAUACAACUCUGACAGAUUCGUGAGACCAACCUUCAUGUAUACCCCGGCUCCUAAAUAA